AUGGCUGAGGAUGCGAACCCCGCUGCAUGCCGAAGCGACGUGGCCCACGAACCCACACCAUCUGCAGAAGCUCCCGCAAAGGCUCCAGAGUCUCUUCGUCUAGAGAAAGAUGAACAGGGUGAUGUGAAGCUUGAGGACGCGUCGGCCGAGAGUGCCAAACCAAGCUCACCCGCUGAAACGCCAAAACAAGAGAAGGAAGAGGGUCAUGUUUCGGAUGAAGAGACUGCUACAGCAGCUGCUGCUACUGCUGAUGUGGCGGAAGGUGGUGCCAACGGCACACCCUCCGUAUCCAGGAAAUCGAGCAACGGAAAACGCAAGUCGACUUCUGCCGCCGAUAGUAAGGGGAAAAAACUGAAUAAGAAGAAGUCCAUGAACCGUAUCACUCACCUGGAUGCGAAGCCAGGAGAAUACUACACUGCUCGUCUAAAGAGCUAUCCCCCCUGGCCCUCGAUAAUCUGUGAUGAGGAGAUGCUUCCACCUAGCCUCCUGUCGACGCGUCCGGUGACUACGAAGCAGAAGGAUGGUACAUACAAAGAAGCCUACGACAAUGGCGGCAAACGAGUUCAUGAGCGCACAUUUCCAAUUAUGUUCUUGUACACUAAUGAAUUUGCAUGGAUUCCAAACACAGAACUCACACCUCUUGACCCCGAGUCGUGCAAAGACGUGAGCGAGAAAGGAAAGACGAAGGCCCUCGUCGAAGCAUAUCAUGUUGCCGCAGAGAACCACGAUCUUCAAUACUUUAAGGAUAUGCUUGCUGACCACCAACGGGCAUUAGAGCAAGACCAGGAAGCGAGAGAGGCUCGAGAAGCUGCUAAAGCAGCGAAGCAGGAGAAGAAAAAACGGAAGAGCACUGAAGUAGCUGAUGAGCAAGAUGACGAGGAGGCAGCAGAUGCAGGAGCUGAGAAACGAAAGAGCGUUAAGAAACGGAAAAAGGAUAUCGAUAGUGAAGCUGAAAGCGACAAGCCUGCAAAGACCCCCAAGACUGCCACUAAACUCAAGUUGACAACCCCCAAGACCCCUGCGACCGGCGAGUCCGACAAGAAAGCUGCAACCAGACCAUCAAAGGCAAAGGCUGCCACUGCGAAAAAGGACAAAAAGGCAACGAAAAUACCGAGUGAUGAAGGUGCUGUCAAAACUCUAAAGGAGCCUGAAAAGCCGCUUGACUCGCAGGCAGCCAAGCUCAAGAAGGAGAAAGAAGUUCUGUAUCUUCGUCAUAAACUCCAGAAAGGAUUUCUUACACGUGACCAGACACCCAAGGAGGAUGAAAUGGAAAACAUGUCCAAUUACAUCCAGAAGCUGGAAUCCUAUGCAGACCUGGAAGUCAGCAUCAUCCGCACCACCAAAAUCAACAAAGUGCUUAAGGCCAUCAUCAAGCUUAACUCCAUCCCCAAAGAUGAGGAAUUCAACUUCCGCGGCCGCUCCAUCAACAUCUUGAACAAAUGGAAGACGCUGCUGGAUUCUGAUAUACCCCCUUCCACGAGGGAGAAGGAAAAAGAUGAAGCUGAAUUUAAUACAAAGGCAAAUGGCCACAAGCAGGUUAACGGUGGGAAAGCGGAGGAGUCGACUGAGGCGGAUGAUGAGACUGGUGGUGCUACCCGUGUAGAUGAAGAUGAGGCCAUGCCGGAUGCCCCGGAGCCAGCAACAGCGAAUGAUGAGAUGUCAGGGGUUUCUCCUGCUAAGGGAGGAGGGGAGGCUGUAGAGGUUGAUUCCUAG
Paracoccidioides brasiliensis Pb18 is the source of this 1713-nucleotide messenger RNA. RefSeq lists its product as uncharacterized. The record is from RefSeq and is a predicted model, not a curated record. The coding region runs from base 1 to 1713 and encodes 570 amino acids. Gene Ontology annotation, cellular component: mitochondrion. The transcript is spliced from 5 exons. Gene Ontology annotation, biological process: anterograde axonal transport.